Molecule: messenger RNA, 3867 nt
Organism: Crotalus tigris (Tiger rattlesnake)
Lineage: Eukaryota; Metazoa; Chordata; Lepidosauria; Squamata; Viperidae
Gene: PIGK
Product: phosphatidylinositol glycan anchor biosynthesis class K
Exons: 11
Coding region: 57-1241 (394 amino acids)
Biological process (GO): protein localization to cell surface; proteolysis; attachment of GPI anchor to protein
Cellular component (GO): GPI-anchor transamidase complex
Molecular function (GO): GPI-anchor transamidase activity
Source: RefSeq, a predicted model, not a curated record
UCGGUAGCCAAUGGUCGACCGCUCUUCCUCCUUCCUGGGUCCUGCGGAGAGGCAAGAUGGCUGCCUCCAGACCAAGCCGGUGUCUUUUUCUUGCAGCAGCAGCGCUGCUUAUUUUCUUCAGCCGCUGCAGUUUGGCGAUGGGUCGCGGAGUGCAGGAUCAAGCAGAACAGUUUUUUAGAAGUGGACAUACAAACAACUGGGCAGUUCUGGUGUGCACAUCUCGGUUCUGGUUUAACUAUCGGCAUGUGGCCAAUACUCUCUCAGUUUACAGAAGUGUCAAGAGACUUGGAAUUCCUGAUAGUCAUAUAGUCUUAAUGCUAGCAGAUGAUAUGGCCUGCAAUCCAAGAAAUCCGGCUCCAGCUACUGUGUUUAGUCACAAAAACAUGGAACUGAAUGUCUACGGAGAUGAUGUGGAAGUGGAUUACAGAAAUUAUGAGGUUACCGUGGAAAAUUUUUUGAGAGUGUUAACAGGCCGAAUCCCAGCAAGUGCGCCUCGUUCCAAACGUUUGCUUUCUGAUGACAGAAGCAAUAUUCUCAUAUAUAUGACAGGUCAUGGUGGGAAUGGUUUCUUGAAAUUUCAAGAUUCUGAAGAAAUUACAAAUGUGGAACUCGCUGAUGCCUUUGAACAAAUGUGGCAGAAAAGGAGGUAUAAUGAAUUGCUGUUUAUUAUUGAUACAUGCCAAGGGGCAUCCAUGUACGAACGGUUUUAUUCUCCCAAUAUAAUGGCUUUGGCUAGCAGCCAAGUUGGAGAAGAUUCACUUUCUCAUCAACCAGAUCUUGGCAUCGGUGUCCAUUUGAUGGAUAGAUACACAUUUUACGUCUUGGAAUUUUUAGAAGAAAUUAAUCCAGCUAGCCAGACCAAUAUGAAUGACUUGUUUCAGGUAUGCCCUAAAAGUUUAUGUGUGUCAACACCUGGACACCGGACAGAUCUGUUUCAGAGAAAUCCUGACAAUGUCUUGAUAACUGAUUUUUUUGGGAGUGUACGAAAAGUGGAAAUUACAACUGAGACAGUUUCUCUGGAUCCUAAUUUGGCACCUGCAGAGACAAGGACUGUUAUGGACAAAAUAGCAACGGAACCUUUAAAAUAUGCAGAACAGCUUCCAGUAGCACAAAUAAUACACCAGAAACCAAAACAAAAGGACUGGCAUCCUCCUGGAGGCUUUAUUUUGGGACUUUGGGCUCUGAUUAUCAUGGUCUUCUUUAAAACCUAUGGAAUCAAGCACAUGAAGCACAUCUUUUAGAACUUCAAAGCAACCAAGUUUGAGCUGUGAAUGUUUGCAUACCAGAAAAUAUUUGAAUGGAUAAUAUCGUGAACUUGUCUGCUUGAAAUAUUUUGUUAUGUUUUGCUCCAUCUUUUAAAAUGAACUUUAAUUGAAAAAAAACCUUAUUUUUUUUCAUCUUUAAAACACAACAUAAUUUCAUAAAAGGUCUGAAGUUAUUCUACUUGGAAUUUUCCACCUGCAAGGAUCCACUAGUGGAAAAACAGAUCUCUACUGUGUACCAACAAGGCUACUCUGAAAGAAUACAAGCAUGGUUUCACUUAAGAAGCAUCUUUCCUUCAAGAUCACUGCAACUCUAUAAUACAAGGAAGCAUCAUGAAUGCUACCAUGAAGACAGGUUCUACGUGAAAGCAGACUCUAAGUGCUAAUAUCUUAGAAAACUUGUUUCUUGUCCUUCUUUCUGUCAUAUCUGAAAUGUCAGUUUAUCAUUUUCAUUAUGUAGAGCAGCUGAUGAGUAGCCUUUAUUUCCAUAAUGGCCAGACAAGAAUAUAGUUACAGAAAAGAAUGGUUAGAUCAAACAGUGGGAGGGAUUAGAUGAAUGCAGAGGAAACUUUAUUUUAAAAUCAAUGAACAUCUUCUGAGCUGUACUGAAAAAUAGUUGUGUCUAUUAUUAUUUAUAAAAAAUAGUUCCCCUGUCAUUGAAACAAAGGUUUAGACACUGCUGAAUCUUAUUUAAGAUGUCUUCUUAUUGAUAUAUACUUACAUCCCUUUGCAGAUUUUUGCUGUAUGUAUUGAAUAUCUGCUCAACAGAAACAAAAAUACUCUUAGGGAAAUAUUGAUUAGCACUGUUUAAAUUCAGCCUCUUAGAUAAAACCUUUGCCUACAACCAUUAUAUUUCUUGGAUUGUGUGACUCUUUCAAAUUUACAACCAAUAGCAAAUUCAUCAGUUCUUCAGCAAAUGUGCACUUAGAUUUUCCACAUGCACAGUCCACCAGCCUGGCGGAUCCAGAUUACAUUCAGAAGCCAUGAGCAUAAAACAUGUUUAAUAUAGCUUUAGACAGAGCUAUAUAUUUGUAAUACAUACAAUUCUUGAGGUAAUAUGUUCAUGGAAAGGUAUAGGUAAAUAUUUUUGAGUGAAUUAUAUUAAAUUGAUUAAAUCAAACCUGCACAUAUAUCUGUAUUUUUUCACUUAGGAUACAAAAGCUGGGUAAGACAUACCAGAAACAUUGUUUCUCAACCUUGGCAGCUUUAAGAUAUGUGGACUUCUGGAAUUCCUCCGUCAUCAAGGGGAAUUCUGGGAGUUGAAGUCCACACGUCUUCAAACAGUCAAGGUUGAAGAAACAUUGCCAUAGAACUAAGAUGCAUUGCUACAAGUUCUGCAUUAUGACGAGUUUAAUUCUCCGUUGAGGGUAUUCUGUUUCAUAAACAUAAAACAUUGACCAGUAUGAGGAAUGAAAUCUUUUUGUGCAUUUCAGAUUUCACUUCAUACAUAAUUAGUUGGGUUUAUAUAAUAUUAUUGAAUGAAUUAGAGGCAAAGAGAAGCUGUGGAUUAUUUAUAUAGAUAAAGUAAGACCAAUAUUACUAUAUUUGAAUUUGAUUGAAAGAUAUUAUUCUUGUCACAAAAGACCACUUUUUAUAAGAAUACUUAUCUAGCAAAACAGCAAAGAUUAAUCUGUUGAAAUUUUGUUUAUUGAUUGUUGAGUUUCAGUACUUCAGAACAAUACAACCUUAAAGUUUAUAUUUUAUAUGAUAAUCCCAUUUUUGCCUCCAGGAAGAUCAUUAAGAAUAAUCUGUUUCCAAAAAUGUGUAUGUGAAUGUAAAUAUUAAAAAACCCUAUUUGUAUCUGUAUAUGGAAUUUGUAAAAUCUUGAAUAUAACAUUCUUCAGCCAGAUGCAUGACAGAUGCCUACUUUAUUUUCUAAAUUUUAUUUUCCAAAUUUUGGUAUUUAAAAAUCUAAUAAUAGCUUUAUGGAUGGACAUUGUGAAAAUGGUAAAAUCAAUAGAAUCCUGCUGGAAUUAAGCAGUGGUAUCCCUACUUUGUAGGCUUCUUGUUCAACCUAAAAUCUGUCCUGCUCAGUAAAGCCAGUAGUUUUUUGGGAGAGGGAAGCAAGUCUGUGGGAACACAGGAGCAUGAGUUACAGGUCAAGAUAAUUUGCUUAGAGAAAGAAGACUGUUAAGUAAAGACAAUUUAUGAAACGGGGAAAGCAGCAAAGCUGAUUAACAGGGGUGAGGAAAACAAUUAGACUGAAAUGCAGCAGUUCACAUUCUGUAACUUUGAAAGUAAAAUUCUUUCUGCACAGUCAAUUGGACUGUAACUCCCUAUAUUUGCUGAUGCUUCCAGGAGAAAUCUUUGAAACACUUUAGAGACACAAUGCAAUACCGUUACAAGCCAAAAUAUCAUGGACUAUGUUAACAGAAUCCUGUUGUUUGUUCUUAGGAAAUUUAUAUUGACUGUAUUAAUCAUGCUAUGUUGAACAAAACUAAAAAGCAAGCAUAUUCUAGAAACUCCUUUUUUCCUCUCAACUCAUUCAUGAGAAAGUUAGUUCUUUGUAACUAAUUUCAUAUAGUCUUAGUUGGGUUUCUAGAAAGGAUAUCAUUUCCUAUCUGAUCGUUAACUGGGUUCAAAUAAAAACAUAUGACAAAGGUAA